AUGGUGGCUACAUGUGUCGCUUCUUCAAACCUAGCGCUCUCUGCUGCUUUGCGCCAUGUCUAUCGUUCGCAGCUGACCACCAAUCUGGCCGCUCCCCUGGUCACCCCCUACCACGCACGACUCAACACCCAUUAUCCCCGGGAUCGUGACUUUCGUCGACCCUUCAGUCUCUUCUCAAGACUUCGCAACACUCAGAAUGAGCCGUCCGAAUUGAGUCCCUCCAACGUCUCGGACUCUGCUGAUAUCACACCAUCGCCACGGAAAGACCACAAGGCCUUUGAUGGCCCGAGUAAAGGUGGAUGGAAUACCCACAGGCGUCAACCUAAGGCCCAACAAAAAGAUUCAGAGCGCAAAACGGGAAGGUCCGACAGAGAGCGCAGGCAAUUCCGCAACGAAAAGCGACGAGAGGAAAAGAAGCGACCUCGCAAUUGGCAAGAAGAGAAGGCCAAAGCAAGACAAGACUUUGAGAAACAAAAGAAAAGAAAGCCUGAAAACUGGCAGGUCCAAAAGGCAGCUCUGAAGCAGAAGUUUACGGGGGGCUGGAAUCCACCCAAGAAAUUGUCGCCCGAUGCACUUGAUGGAAUCCGUCACCUCCACGCGAAGGCCCCUGAACAAUUCACGACUGCUGUUCUUGCGCAGGAGUUCGAGAUGUCCCCGGAAGCCAUUCGCCGAAUCCUGAAAAGCAGAUGGCGUCCCACUGAAGACGAGAUGGAGAGUCGCCGUAAGCGAUGGGAGAAACGACACGAUCGAAUCUGGAGUCGUAUGUCUGAGCUUGGUCUUCGCCCUGCAAAUGACCGCGCCAAACCACUGGCGGAUUAUCAAGUACUUUAUAAAGAGGAUAAUGAUCGCGAAUGA
Molecule: messenger RNA, 855 nt
Organism: Penicillium olsonii
Lineage: Eukaryota; Fungi; Ascomycota; Eurotiomycetes; Eurotiales; Aspergillaceae
Source: the annotation of a GenBank genome assembly